Opisthocomus hoazin is the source of this 1359-nucleotide messenger RNA. NCBI's taxonomy places the organism in Eukaryota, Metazoa, Chordata, Aves, Opisthocomiformes, Opisthocomidae. The record is from RefSeq and is a predicted model, not a curated record.
GCCCCUGUUCUUUGCCUCUGGUUUUGUUGGUGAGGAUAUCACAGUGAUGUCUGCAUUCAACCUGCUGCAUUUGGUGACAAAGAGCCAGCCAGUGGCCCUGCGAGCCUGUGGGCUUCCCUCAGGGUCAUGUAGGGAUAAAAAGGACUGUAAGGUGGUCUUUUCCCAGGAGGAGCUGAGGAAGCGGCUGACACCCUUGCAGUACCAUGUCACUCAGGAGAAGGGGACUGAAAGUGCCUUUGAGGGGGAGUACACACAUCAUAAAGCUCAAGGAAUUUACAAAUGUGUUGUUUGUGGGACUCCUUUAUUCAAGUCAGAAACAAAGUUUGACUCCAAUUCAGGCUGGCCUUCCUUCUAUGAUGUGAUCAGUCCUGACGCAAUUACUUUCAACGAUGAUUUCUCCUAUGGGAUGCAUCGGGUUGAAAUAUCCUGCAGUCAGUGUGGCGCUCACCUGGGGCAUAUUUUUGAUGAUGGACCUCGCCCAACUGGCAAACGAUACUGCACAAACUCUGCUUCGUUAUCUUUCAAGCCAGCAGACAAGAACAACGCCGGAGAAGGCAGCAGUAACACCAGUCCUGCCCAAACAGGCAAAGCUGAGCUGUAGGAUGAAGCAAAGCCUGCAGCACUGAUCCCACACAGCUUACAAGGAAUGUUUCCUAAGUUGCCUGCUCUCUUAUAUCCUGAGAAUGUUUAAAUGUAUGAAAGCAUUUUGCACCAUCCUUCUUCUUCCUCACCUUUUCGAAACUGAGGCCUUGCCUGCCAGUGCAUUUACUAUAUUAUUGGAUUGAAAAAUGGCUUGACCUACUCCACGGGUUUUCUUUUCCUUUCUUUUAUUUGAGAUUGCUUUGGGGAAUCCUUAAAUAGAGAGACUUUGGCAUCAUUAGUUAUUAGUUUCUUAGUGCUGUGUUGCUCUAGGUUUGAACACUAUUCCUUUUUCUGUGGGAGAUGGGACUUUUGUUUACCUCCAGUCUAUAGGAAACUUCUGAGCAUAAGAAAAUCCUGAAUUCCUAGCACAUCUCUGCUUUGUUCUGACUUGCGAGGCAUGCAGCCUUUGGUCAUAUGUAUUCAGCCAUCUCCCAGCAUCAGCCGCACCCUGCAAAAACUUGUAGUUAUGGCUGUUCCUUCCCAACUGAGAGAGAUGGAUGAGAUGCAAAGCCCAUCCUUUGGCUAAUUGACUGCCAAAAUUCCAAGGGUGUGGUUCAAAGGAUGUAAACAUUGUCUCAGCAUCUGUUUUUCCCCUUUGUUUGGUAUUUUAAUCAAGGUUUUAACUAGUAAGGCUGACUUUUGUGGGCUACUAAUGAGGCUUUGUCUUUUUGUGAGGCCUGUUCAGCAACUGUAACUCAAAUCUCAACUAAAGUUGAA